AUGACAACAAAAUCAAAUAUAAGAAUUUCCGACUCUGGCCUGGAGAUUGUAAAGUUCUCCAAAGGAAUACAGGUCCAGGCAAGAAAUAAUAGAGGUACUCGUUAUUUAAAUUACAAACUUUUGAUUAGAAAAAUACGUUGGGUAUCUGAACAAGAAACUCAAGAAAAUUGGAUAGAAGCUCAAAGAUAUGAUUUAAUCUUUAAGGAUAUACUGCUACGAGAUAUGAACAGAAUGGAUGCUAUGUAUAGUCGUGACAUUAAUUAUAUCCGAGAUCUAAUGUGCAUUUUAUCGAGAGAUGUUUGGAAUCUAUCUUUGUCUUCUCACAAUAAAUAUAACCAAAUGAAUAUUAGACAUGGAGAUCAUUCUGAUAAUAAUACUACAUCAUUUAUGUUCAUUUCAUCUCUUUCAAAUAUGGUAAAUCCUGGAAUAGAGAUAUCAAUUAAUGAUAAGCGAGUAAUGGAAUGGCUAUACAACUUAUUAGAAUGUUGUGGCAAACUCGCAAAAUUAAGAUCAUAUAUUAUUUGGAAUAGUAUUGCCGUAAUUAAGGUUUUAAAAAAGAGAAGAGGUAAAGUGUCAUUAAAAAGACAUAUUAAAAAUCCACUAGAUGCUUAUAAUCUGUUAAAUUCUCAUGAAUUUUAUUUAGGUAUUACAUUAGAAUACCUAAAUAAAAAUCUUAGAAAUUUAAUGCUUAAAGUAUUUAGAAAAGAUAUGUUUUCAGAAUUUUGUCAGAAGUGUAAUAAAAGAACUUGUGAACCAAUAAAAAGUAUAUGUAAUCAUAUAUUAUGUUGGAAAUGUAUUAUUAAUGUUGAUGAAGUUUUUUAUUUAGAUUCUAAUACAACUAAGAAUGAUAAAAACUUAAAUUGUAAUAAUACAAAUACUGGUACACCUUCUUCUUGUACUUCUGCAGUUUCAAAACAAUAUGAUUAUGAGACAGAUGGAUCAGUAAAUGCCUCAGAUCAGACAACCGUUUCAACUUCCGUAACUUCUUCAUAUUCUUUUAGAAGGAUUAAAAAUAGACCAUUUAAAAAUUGUCCAGUCUGCCACGCAAGGUGGAGCAGGAAUCCAGAAUCUUUACAAGCUGAAAAUAAAUUUGUUAAGUUAUGUAUUCAACAUUAUUUGAAUACAAAAUCUUUAACAGGGAUUUCAGACAUUGACACAAUUAUACAAUCUUCAGUUAGUAAUGUUGGCUUUAUUUCUUCUGAUGAUGAAACAGAAGAUGAAUUUAACAUAGAAGAUGAUACAGAACUUUUAGAUUUUGAUUUUAAUUCUAAUUCUAAUUCCAACCAUAAUUUUGAGAAAAAUAAUAGUGGUAACUUCAUUAAACCAGGAUACCAACUUGAUAAAUUUGGUGGAGAUAAUAAUGAAGAAGUUGGUAUUAAUUAUAAUGAAACUGGUAAAAAUACACGUAAUAAUUUCCACCAAAACCAUGUCCACAUUAAUAAUAAUGUUUUGGAAAAUAAUAGUAAUGUAGAUUCUACAAAAAAUUUUAAUAUCGGUACCUUAGAUACCGGUAAUAUGGGAAUAUAUAAUAAUAGUAUGUCACUUCCGACAUUUGAUAAUAUUUUUGGUAUGCUUUCAUCUCGUCCAAAUUCUUCAACAAUUUCCACAAUAACAUCAUCUAACCAGAGUUUAGAUGAUAGUUUGAGUAACUCAGGUGGGAAUUUUUUCGGGUCAACUUCCAAGUCUAAUAUGAAUUCUAAUCUGUCUUUCCCUUCGUUUUCGUCAUCUAAGUCAAUGGAGAACAGUGUAAGUGGAAUUGGAGGAGGGAUUGGAGGAGGAAGUGGAUGUGGAAUUGGAGGUGGGAGUGUAGUUGGAAGUGGAGGUGGGAGUUUUACGAUGACCAACAAUAAUAGUAUGAGUGGUAUUGGUUAUUUUGAGGCUAUUCCGAGUCCACCACCAGCUCCAAGUUAUAGCAAUUCAAAAUCCUUAAAUUCUGCCAACGUUUUUACGAAUGGAAGGCAGAGAUCUGGAUAUGCUUUUGGGGCUGGUCAUGGUACUGGGCAAGGCCAAGGAAAUUAUCUUGGCAAAAAGGAGAGUGAAUUACUAACUAAUAAUUCAUCAGGAACUGUUAAUAUGAAUGCUACUGCAACUUUGACUUCAGUCUCUGGUAUAGGAGCAGGGAGGUUGGGUUUGAAGCCAACCAAGAAUUUAGAAAGGAGUAGUUCUGGAGUGUCUUAUCAACAUAAUAAUCACCACCAUAGUCAAUACUAUAAUUUACAGGGCCUUUUAGGUACACAAGGAGUAGUUCAAGAAACUCAAGGUAUUCAGGGAGGAGAAAAAGAAUUUGAAACUGGAAUGGUUUCAAAUAGGGUAAAUAAUAUCCAUUCAAAAAACUUAAUGAAUUCAAAAGGAGGAGGAGGUUUUUUGAGUUGCAGUUCACAUAAUAUUAGUAACAAUUAUGGAAGUGGCAAUAGUAGUGGAAAUGGCCGACUUCAGAGCCAACAAUUUUCAUCCAAAAAGAUUCAACAAAAUAACCACUUAAAUGGUUUUGGUCAUAAUCAUGUACAUAAUUAUGGUUGUAAUGGGUACCAUAAAUAUUAUUAUGGUCAUAAUUCUGAUGUUUUAGGCCAUAAUUUUAAUCAUAACCACCACUCGACUCAUUAUCAAAACUCUAUUCAAAAUGUUAUCCCUCAACAAAGUUUGAUAUCUACUGGAAGUUGCUGUAAUGGUAAUUAUAUUCCAUCAUUUCAAUCAGGUUUAGGUUUAAAUGUGAAUAAUCGUAGUAAUAAUAAUAAUAAUAAUAACCAGCAGAUAUCAUCUAUUUAUACUGAUAGUUUGGGUAUUGGUAGUUUUGAGAGUACAGGUUUGAACAAUAGUUACUCCGGAUUCCAUUAUAGCAGUCAGUUUAGUGGUAUGGGCGGAAAUAGUAAUAAUAAUAAUAAUUCAAAAUUUAAUAAUAAUAAUAAUCAUCAUCAUCAUCAUAGUAAUCAUAACAGUAAUAACAGCUUUAAGCUAUCCUUAAGCAAAAAUAUCAACUCCUUUAAUAAUGGAAAUCAUACAUUUCCAUCAAACUCAAACAACAAUAAUAAUAAUAAUAGUGAUUAUCACCGUAAAAUAAAUAAUGGUAAUUAUGGAGAAGUUGGUAACGACAUUAAUUAUUCAAAAAAUUUUGAUUUCACCAAAACUUGUCAUAAUAUCAAUAAAGAAUUGAACUUAGGUAAACAGAGCCACUGUAGUCCAAGCUUAAUAGGAAUCAACUCAAUCCAGCUAAACCAACAUAAGCAAAAACAAAAUUGCUCUGAACGUUUAAAUAAUUACCAAAACUAUUUGACUUUUGGAUGUUCAGAUGAAGAUGAAGAAAGAUAUUCUGAAAGUCAAUGUAGGAGUGAUAUAUUUGCAUUUUCUUCUUCUAAUAAACUAGAUGACAGAUUUGGGGAUCAAUAUCACAAUAUUUUUGGAAUUGAAAAGACUAUUAGAGGAAAUGGUGAAAAUUGUGACACUGGUAUUGAUAUUGAUUUUGAUAUUAACCUUGGUCUUGAAAUUGAUAUUGAUCAUGGAAAUUCAUGGAUUAAUAACUCAAAUAUCAUAAGUUCCUUAUCAUCAUCAUCAUCAUCAUCAUCUUCUUCUUCUUCUCAUUCUCCUUUAUUAAAUUCAAAAACAAUAUCAGAUAAUAAUAGAGUUUGUAAUUCUAAAAACAUUAAUAACUCAGAAGAUAGUGAUAAUAAUAAUAAUAAUAAUAAUAAUAAUAAUAAUUGUAUUGAAGAUAAUAAAGAUUUAUUAGACAAUACUAAUAAUAACGAAACUUCAAAUAAUAAUGACUUACAAAAAAUAUCAUCCUGUAACUGGAAUCCUUUCACAAGUGAAUAUUUAAUUGGAAAUGGUGAUUCAUUACAACAAUAUCUCUCCAACAAUAAUAGUAAUAAUAACAAUAUUGAUAGUAAUCUAAAUUCUUUUGAUUAUAACCUUAAUGAAGAGAUUGUUUCAUCUGAUUCAAAGUUACUUGAUUUAUUUAGAGAUUUUGGUGUUUAA
Molecule: messenger RNA, 3969 nt
Organism: Cryptosporidium ubiquitum
Lineage: Eukaryota; Apicomplexa; Conoidasida; Eucoccidiorida; Cryptosporidiidae
Exons: 1
Coding region: 1-3969 (1322 amino acids)
Source: RefSeq, a predicted model, not a curated record